AUGUCAGCUUCUUCUGUUACACUUUCAGUGGCAGCUACUGCCACCACCAUUUCCAAUCCCUCAAACUCAAUUCACCAUUUCUCUCUCACCCUCACUCAUUUCUUUCCCUUUAAAUCAAAACCCAUAAAGACUCCUAACCUCAAAUCCCAUUACAAUCUAAAUUCCCCACCUUUUUCACACUCUUUAGUAUUCUGUGCAUCGGCUGCAUUUGAUAGUGUCGAAAUCACUCAAGAAGAGACUCAAGAAAUAGUACCAGAACUAGAAGUUGUUGAAAAGGGUGAAGACGAUGAAGGAGUGGAAUCACAGUCAGCUGAAGCUGGUAGAUUGUACGUGGGCAAUUUGCCAUUUUCAAUGACUUCUUCGCAGUUAUCAGAAAUUUUUGCAGAAGCUGGUCGUGUUGUUUCCCUGGAGAUUGUCUAUGACAGAGUUACGGACAGGAGCCGAGGAUUCGCAUUUGUUACAAUGGGCAGUGCUGAGGAAGCAAAAGAGGCAAUUAGGCUGUUUGAUGGAUCUCAAAUUGGAGGACGAACUGCUAAGGUGAACUUCCCGGAGGUGCCUAGGGGAGGUGAAAGGGAAGUAAUGGCUCCAAAGAUAAGAAGCAGCUAUCAAGGUUUUGUAGAUAGCCCCCAUAAGAUAUAUGCCGGGAACCUCAGCUGGAACCUUACGUCUCAAGACCUAAGAGAAGCUUUUGCAGAUCAGCCAGGAUUCCUGAGUGCUAAGGUAAUCUACGACCGGGACUCCGGAAGAUCUCGAGGUUUUGGCUUUAUAAGUUUUGCGUCUGCUGAAGAAGUCGAAUCUGCACUGAAUGCCAUGAAUGGAGUGGAGCUCGAAGGCCGGCCACUAAGGUUAAACUUGGCGGAACAGAGAACUCCCAUAUCUCCUCCAGAGGCUAUUCGUAGUAUUUCAGAUAAUGAUCUGGAGAACAGUGAGAUUCUUUCGAGUCUUGGUACUUGA
Molecule: messenger RNA, 954 nt
Organism: Fraxinus pennsylvanica
Lineage: Eukaryota; Viridiplantae; Streptophyta; Magnoliopsida; Lamiales; Oleaceae
Source: the annotation of a GenBank genome assembly